AAAAUGGGACGACCUUUCCUGCAGUAUGUCUUUCCGUUACUCAACGUGCUUUUUGGUGUAGCCUUGGGCGCUUUCCCCAGCAAUGUCCAAAUAGGCGGACUGUUCGCAAGAAGUACAGAUCAGGAAAAUAGCGCCUUUCGGUUCGGGAUUUACCUUCACAACACCAACCCUAACAUCUCCGAAGCGCCUUUCGCUCUCACUCCACAUGUCGACAACCUCGAGUCUUCCAACAGUUUCUCAGUGACCAAUGCUUUUUGUUCACAGUAUUCCAAAGGCGUUUAUGCCAUUUUUGGGUUCUAUGAUAAGAGAUCUGUGAACACGCUAACGUCUUUCUGUGGAGCAUUACACACAUCCUUCAUCACUCCAAGCUUCCCCACGGAAGGAGAAGUUCAGUUUGUAAUUCAACUGAGGCCACCACUGCAAGGAGCACUCUUAAGCCUUCUUAUCCACUAUAAAUGGGAGAGAUUUGUCUACCUGUAUGACACAGACAGAGGAUAUUCCAUCCUUCAGGUAAUCAUGGAAGCUGCUGUUCAGAAUAAUUGGCAGGUUACAGCAAAGUCAGUUGGAAGCAUCACUGAUGUGAUGGAAUAUAGAAGAAUCUUUGAGGAAAUGGACAAAAGGCAAGAAAGAAGAUAUUUAAUAGACUGUGAACUAGACAGACUGAAUGCUAUUCUGGAUCAGGCAGUGAAUGUUGGUAAAAACAUCCGAGGCUACCACUACAUGUUGGCUACUCUGGGCUUCUCUGAUCUUGUACUUGAUAAAUUUAUUGAGACAGGAGUCAAUGUCACUGGCUUCCAGCUUGUGAAUUAUGACGAUCCAAUGGUGCAAAAAUUCAUGCAGAGAUGGACAAAGCUCGAUCAGAGAGAGUAUCCUGGAACUGCUGCCAGCACAUUAAAGUUUACUGCUGCUUUGACCUAUGAUGGCAUAUUCGUCAUCGCUGAAGCUUUUCGGUAUCUACGAAGGCAACGGAUUGAUAUCUCAAGAAGAGUAACUACUGGAGACUGCUUAGCCAAUCCUGCAGUACCUUGGAGCCAGGGAAUUGAUAUUGAACGGGCUCUAAAACAGGUACGAGGCAGAGGACUGACUGGAAAUCUACAAUUUGACAACUAUGGACGCAGAUCAAACUAUACCAUUGAUGUUUAUGAACUAAGACCUUCUGGACCACGGAAGAUUGGAUACUGGAACGAAUAUGAAAGACUGGUGACCAUUGCUGAUAUGCAACAGAUGAAUGAAUCAACUUCAGCUGAAAACAGAACAAUAGUAGUCACAACUAUAAUGGAAUCACCGUAUGUAAUGCUGAAGAAAAAUCAUGAACAAUUUGGUGCAAAUGAUAGAUAUGAAGGCUAUUGUGUGGAUUUAGCUUUUGAAAUAGCCAAGCAUGUUGGCAUUAAAUAUAAACUGUCUGUUGUCCCUGACGGUAAAUAUGGAGCUAGAGAUCCUGAAACUAAAAUCUGGAAUGGAAUGGUGGGUGAACUAGUAUAUGGGAGAGCUGACAUUGCUGUUGCACCACUCACUAUAACUUUGGUCCGAGAAGAAGUUAUUGACUUUUCCAAACCUUUCAUGAGUCUUGGUAUUUCAAUAAUGAUAAAGAAGCCCCAAAAGUCCAAGCCAGGAGUGUUCUCUUUCCUGGAUCCUUUGGCCUAUGAGAUUUGGAUGUGCAUAGUCUUCGCCUACAUUGGAGUCAGCGUAGUGCUUUUCCUGGUCAGCAGAUUCAGCCCUUAUGAAUGGCAUAUGGAAGAAAAUGAAGAAGGACGUGACCCCCAAAAUACUGAGCCACCUAAUGAGUUUGGGAUAUUUAAUAGUCUCUGGUUUUCUCUGGGUGCCUUUAUGCAGCAAGGAUGCGAUAUUUCACCAAGAUCCCUCUCUGGACGAAUUGUUGGAGGCGUCUGGUGGUUCUUCACUUUGAUUAUAAUCUCAUCAUACACUGCCAACCUUGCUGCUUUUCUCACAGUGGAGAGAAUGGUUUCUCCAAUAGAAAGUGCAGAGGAUCUUGCAAAACAAACAGAAAUUGCCUAUGGAACAUUGGAUUCAGGUUCUACCAAAGAAUUUUUUCGACGCUCAAAAAUAGCAGUAUAUGAAAAAAUGUGGUCCUACAUGAAAUCUGCUGAACCAUCUGUGUUUACCAAAACAACAGCUGAUGGAGUUGCCAAAGUUCGAAAAUCUAAAGGAAAGUUUGCCUUCUUGCUAGAAUCAACAAUGAAUGAAUACAUUGAGCAGAGGAAGCCAUGUGACACCAUGAAAGUAGGAGGGAACCUGGAUUCGAAAGGCUAUGGAGUGGCAACGCCGAAAGGAGCAUCAUUAAGAAAUGCUGUUAACCUCGCAGUAUUAAAACUGAAUGAACAAGGCCUCUUGGACAAAUUGAAAAACAAAUGGUGGUACGACAAAGGAGAGUGCGGCAGCGGGGGAGGUGACUCCAAGGACAAGACAAGUGCCCUGAGCUUGAGCAAUGUGGCUGGAGUCUUCUACAUUCUGGUUGGAGGACUUGGUUUGGCAAUGAUGGUGGCUUUAAUAGAAUUCUGUUACAAGUCCAGAGCAGAGGCGAAGACACUGAAGGUGGCAAAGAGUGCACAGAAUUUUAAGCCAGCUCCCACACAGAAUACCCAGAAUUUUGCAACAUAUAGAGAAGGUUACAACGUAUAUGGGACCGAAAGUGUUAAAAUUUAG
Molecule: messenger RNA, 2664 nt
Organism: Hemiscyllium ocellatum (epaulette shark)
Lineage: Eukaryota; Metazoa; Chordata; Chondrichthyes; Orectolobiformes; Hemiscylliidae
Product: glutamate receptor 3-like
Exons: 15
Coding region: 4-2664 (886 amino acids)
Biological process (GO): synaptic transmission, glutamatergic; modulation of chemical synaptic transmission; monoatomic ion transport
Cellular component (GO): dendritic spine; plasma membrane; postsynaptic membrane
Molecular function (GO): AMPA glutamate receptor activity; transmitter-gated monoatomic ion channel activity involved in regulation of postsynaptic membrane potential
Source: RefSeq, a predicted model, not a curated record